AUGGAAAUGCGAGAGGUCUUGAGUCGCGAGGGCAGAGAGGCGAAGAAUCUGCUAGUCUACCAGUUCUGCGAUGAGACAACUUCGAGUGGAUCCGUGGGCGGAGGAGUUGGAGGAGGAGCAGGUGGCGAUGGAGGAGCAGCUGUUGGAAGCGGAGGCGUGCUCUUGAACGGCGACUGCUAUCGUAAACCGCCCAUUGUGCCGCCCAAGUCGCCCAUUAAUACGCCCAAAAACUGCCAGUCGCCCACUUCACCACGGCUGAAAACCUCUGGAAGCGUCGUAGGAAACGGAGGCGGCAGUGGUCCACGCGUGCGCAGCGCUUCCACAGGAAGGGACAAGAAAUCAGAGCUGCAAGCCAGAUACUGGGCAUUGCUCUUCGGAAAUCUACAAAGAGCGGUUAACGAGAUCUAUCAAACAGUGGAGUGCUAUGAAAACAUAUCCAGCUGCCAGGAGGCGAUUCUGGUGCUAGAGAACUAUGUGCGGGACUUUAAGGCGCUGAGCGAGUGGUUCAAAGUGUCCUGGGACUAUGAUUCUCGGCCACUGCAGCAGCGACCCCAAAGCCUGGCUUGGGAAAUACGCAAGAGCAAUCCCACGCCCAGAGUUCGAACCAAAAGUCUCUGCAGUCCCAACAACUCGGGCAAAUCGAGUCCAGCCUUGUUUCCCGGCUCUCAAUCCGGGAAAACCUCACCGUGCUGUGAUCAUGGACAGAUUUCGCCCAAGAAACUCUUGCGUGCCUACGACCAAGUGCCAAAGGGAGCAAUGCGUCUAAAUGUCCGAGAACUUUUUGCAGCCAGCAAGCGAGCUACCCAAGGAUCAGCCCAAUCUGAUAACAUGGAAGGUCCGCUGGAUUUGAGUGGCGACAAGUCAAACUAUGUGCAGCUCAACACGCAGUACUCGCAAACGGAUCUGGAGGAUCCGCACUUAACUCUGGCGGAUGUUAGGGAGAAAAUGCGUAGGGAGGCGGAGGAAAGAGAAGCUCAGGAGAAGAUUAAGAAGGCAGCGUUAGAAGAAGAAACCAUUCCAGUAGCUAAUGAAUAUGUAGAGGAAAAAGUCAACCAACUAGAGGCGUCUUCUGUUAAUCAACCUUCCACAAAUGAACCAGAAACUGCUUUGAUGGAAACAGCACCGGAACCAACAGCUCUUGAGAUGACUGUAGCUUCUCUGGAGGAAAUGGAGAAUGCUUUACUUAACCAGCAGGCGAAUAAAGAGCCCACGCCACCUAGCACUGUUGUUAAACCAGUGGCGGAGCUGUUUAAGAAAUCGCAGCCCAUUACAGGAAAUGUUGUUCAAAACAGUCCCCUUAAAUAUUCCAGUGUGCUUAAUCGACCCGCAAAGAAGGUGGUGCCACCGACUGGGGGAAUAGCUGCCCAUAAGAUAAUAGCAGGCAAACCCAGUCAGAUAAAGACAAAUACAGCGCCACCAGUCAAUGGUUUACGUCGCACAAAAACAGCUCCUCCGCCUACCAAAACUACAGGUAGAAGUGGACUGCAGCCACCUCCCCGGCCAUCGAGCAAAACCGAGUGCUAUGGUCCACCCAAUAAUGUGGCCUCAAGAUUGUCAGCACGCUCGCGAACCAUGUUGGAAAUAAAUGGGAGUACCAGUAAUACCAAUGUCAAAACCCUGCCGAAAAAAACCACUACAAGUUCCAUUCUAAGCACUGCCAGAAGAACUACCAUGAGUUCUAGGCUCAGUUCCAGGGAGGAUAUAGCCAGUUCCACGUCCACCCUAAAAGCUAGCAAUGAACAGCUCUCGAAUUCAAGAAGCACUCUAAAGGCGGAGGAACGACACUCCGAGCCAAAACAGAUCCAACUCCCCACGGAUGCCAACGAUGGUUGGUUGACUGUGAAAAAUCGAAGGAGAAGCAGCAUGCACUGGUCGAAUAGAUUCAAUCAGCCCACAGGCUAUGCCAGUUUGCCCACGUUGGCCUUGCUAAAUGAACAGCAAAAGGAACAGGAACACAAGGAGAAGCAGAAAGGUGAUGGCAAAGUCAUCGGUAAAUCCACUUCUGGUAAAACUGGAGCGCCUGCAGAGCUUAAGGCUAAGGCAAAGACAACUUUAACAGCCUCACGACCCGAAAUUAAGAAUGCCAAGGCCAAGGUAAAUUCUUUUCCCGCGCAGAGAAGCACCGCCAACCAAGUGAAGAAAACAGAGAAGCAUGAAAGUUCAGAGAACAUCGAAAACUCCGAGAAGAAAGUGGCUCCCACACCUGUAACUUCCUUAUCCUCAAGCGGUACUCGUAGUAGCAGUAACAACAGUUCCAUUGGUCGCACUUCAAUUAUUAAGAGGCAGAAAUCCGAUCUAACUGGGCUGAAGAUGACGUCCUUGCACAAGGAGUACAUGAGAAGUGAGAAAAAUGCCCUGAGAAAGCUGCAACAAAAGGAACAGGGCAACAAACAGAGCAACAGCAGCUCCUCAUCCGCGGAAACCGUUGUGGAAUCCAACAACGAUGACCACAACAAGAUCGACAUUAAGAUCCAGACAAACUGCGAGUUCUCCAAGACCAUUGGCGAACUCUACGAGAGCAUUGCCCACUGUAAGUUACCAAAUGGAAGCCUUAAACCCAAUGCCUGUAUCCUGAGUGCCUGUGAUGAAAACGAGGAACAAAAUACGGAUGACAACGAGGAGGAGCGGAACGAAAGAAUCUUGGUAGAGGAACAGGAAUCUCUGGAGCGGCAAAUCAGGGAGCUGGAGCAAACGGAGAUCGACGUGGAUACGGAAACGGAUGAAACGGACUGUGAGGUUCAGCUGGAGGAGCAGGACGAUGGAUUGGAAUUGGGCAGCGGCGAUGAUUCCGCCGUUUUUGUGACUAUGAGUGAUGAUGAAAACGCUAGUUUGGAGCUAAGAUAUCAGGCAUUGCUAUCCGAUAUGUCCUGGAACGAAAGAGCAGAGGCUUUGGCCACUUUGCAGGCCUACGUAGCCAGACAUCCGGGAAGAGCACAGGAAUUGCAUCAGAAGCUAUCCUCGCCCUCUAGGCGUCGUUCGCUGCAGGAAACCCUGAAGAAAUAUCAAGCAAAACAGGCGAAGGCUCAACAGAAACGGAAUUUGCUGCAGCAGGAAAAGGCAGCUAAGCUACAGCAACUAUUUUCCCGAGUGGAGGAUGUCAAGGCAGCUAAGAAUCAAUUUAUCGAGGACAAACGUCUGAAAAUGCAGGGAAGACUCCAAAGGGCAGCUGAGAAUCGGGAACAAUAUCUCAAGCAAAUCAUUGAAAAGGCUCAUGAUGAGGAGAAAAAACUUAAGGAAAUUAACUUUAUCAAAAACAUAGAAGCACAGAACAAGCGAUUGGAUCUGCUGGAAUCCUCCAAGGAAACAGAGGGAAGACUGCAGGACUUAGAGCAGGAAAGACAGAAGAGGGUGGAAGAAAAGCUGGCCAAAGAAGCUGCUGUGGAAAGACGUCGACAAGCUCUGGAAAAAGAACGCUUGCUGAAGCUCGAGAAGAUGAAUGAGACGCGACUGGAAAAGGAGCAAAGGAUCGGCAAGAUGCAGGAGCAGAAAGAGAAACAGCGACAGGCUCUGGCCAGGGAAAAGGCCAGGGAUCGCGAGGAGCGACUUCUGGCCUUGCAGGUUCAGCAGCAGCAAACAACAGAGGAACUGCAGCGCAAGAUCCUCCAAAAACAGAUGGAAUCUGCUCGACGCCACGAGGAGAACAUCGAACACAUCCGCCAGAGAGCUUUGGAGCUGACAAUGCCCACAAGGCAGGCGGACGAGGGGCGAGGUGAUCUGGAUGAGUCCGAGGACUUGUUAAAUGGAAAUGGCACGAGCACCGCCAAUGAAGAUUGCGAUUUGUCUUCAACUCUUUCCGAGGUGGGGGGAAUCCCUGGUCAUUCGAGGAGCUACAAAAAGAAGAUGAAAAAGCUGAAGCAGAGGAUGAGUCAGUGCGCUGCUGAGUAUUUGGAGAGUUUGGAUCCAUUGCCGCCUUACUUAAAACGGGAUAGUACAGUGCCAAAGCUGUUAAAUCUGGUGGUCAAGGGUGGAGGAGCCCAAGGAUUGGAUAGGAACCUCGGGAACCUAUUGCGUGUCAUACCGAAAGCUCAGACCUGUGAUUUCCAGGCAUUUCUCUGUAUGGAUGGCUUGGGCAUUUUGGCCAACCAUGUAAUCGGCAAAGGCAUGGAUGAAAACUCUGAGAUCUCAAGAAAGUCCGUUCAUUUGGCCGUGCAGUUAUACAGGAAUGCCUGCUCGGUGUGUCCCCAGAUUGCUCGUCAUGCUCUUCUGGGCAAUUCCAUAACCGUUCUGUUCGAUGCCAUCAACAAGACUUUCCAGUUACCCGAAGAAAAAUCACCACAACAUCCGGUCGAGUUGUCCACGGAGCUAAUGCUGGCCUGCACGGAGGCGCUGUCCUCGAGUUACGUGAAGAAGAACACCCACCCAAAAGUUCCGGAACGCCUGCCGGACAUGAUAAACUUGGCUGUGAUUACGGGCCUGAUAGAGAUUCUUUCCCGACGCAUUCAGAAGGUUCGGGAGUCCAUCGAAGGCAACAAAAGUGUGAUGCUGGGUCUGUUGACCACCUUGGGCUUCCUGUCCCGAUUCCUUGAUAUCUUUGAUAAUUCGUUUCUUUAUCCUCUUUGGAAAGGUCCUGCCGAUCCGACACGUUUGCUGAGCGCUGCCAAGUCCACGGAGCUCUUUGGAACCGUAUCGAUGCUCUACGGCAGCGUUAUGCCAGUGGGUGAAUGCAUUCCACCGCGCACGACCGCCUUGGCAGCAUCGACUUUUCAUCUUUACGUGUCCCUGGCCUCGCUGGAUGUGAACACUUUCCAGGAGGCAUUGACUGUGGAGGGUCCUUUGUCGCUGAAGCUGUUGGAUGUGAUGAGCCUCAUCCUGAACUUUAGUGUGGCGAAUGCCCAGUGGGUGAAGAACAGCGAGAGCACCCCAAUGCUGAUUGACCUUAUCGCUUCGCUGGCCUUUUUCUGUGUCAACAAUCGGAGGCAUCAGGACCUGCUGAUAUCGGAACCGUUUGCCGUGAUCUUCAAGAACCUGGCCAAGAUGCCGACCCAGUUUAAUCCUGUGAUUUAUCCCUUUUUGGUCACUGUUUCCUUUGGAAAUGUGCCUGCUAGGGAGCUACUCUGCAAGGACUUCGAUUUGGCGUUCAUAGAUGAGUAUAGCAAAUCAGAGGUCGCCCAAAGAAACAGCGUCAUUAAACUGAUAAAUAGUCGCACCAAAGACAAAAUCAGCCCCGGUAAUAAUAGUAAUCCGCAGGCACAGGCUCUGUAG
Messenger RNA from Drosophila takahashii, 5202 nucleotides. NCBI's taxonomy places the organism in Eukaryota, Metazoa, Arthropoda, Insecta, Diptera, Drosophilidae. The record is from RefSeq and is a predicted model, not a curated record.